AACGCCCGGAGUCUCCGGAGCGGCGGGCGGUGUGUCCAGGUUCCCACCCGCUUGGAGCCUUGGCUUGGCUUUGGCCUGCAGGUCCCCAAGCGGUCGACUGCGAGUCCAGGUCGCCUGCCCGCCGGCACUACUGACCCUCGGCCCCUGCUUGUGCCCUCAGUGUCCCAGAGCCAGAUGAUGGAGGAACGUGCCAACCUGAUGCACAUGAUGAAACUCAGCAUCAAGGUCUUGCUGCAGUCGGCCCUGAGCCUGGGCCGCAGCCUGGACGCGGACCAUGCCCCCUUGCAGCAGUUCUUCGUGGUGAUGGAGCACUGCCUCCGACACGGGCUGAAAGUUAAGAAGAGUUUCAUUGGUCAAAACAAAUCUUUCUUUGGUCCUUUGGAGCUGGUGGAGAAACUCUGUCCAGAAGCAUCAGAUACCACUACUAGUGUGAGAAAUCUGCCAGAAUUAAAGACAGGUGUGGGAAGAGGCCGAGCUUGGCUUUAUCUUGCUCUCAUGCAGAAGAAACUGGCAGAUUAUCUGAAAGUUCUUAUAGAUAACAAACAUCUCUUAAGUGAGUUCUAUGAGCCUGAGGCAUUAAUGAUGGAGGAAGAAGGGAUGGUGAUUGUCGGUCUGCUUGUAGGACUCAAUGUUCUUGAUGCAAAUAUCUGCCUGAAAGGAGAAGACUUAGAUUCUCAGGUUGGUGUGAUCGAUUUCUCCCUCUACCUGAAGGAUGUGCAGGAUGUCAACAGUGGGAAAGAGCAUGAAAGCAUUACCGACGUCCUGGAUCAAAAAAAUUAUGUGGAAGAACUUAACCGGCACUUAAGCUGCACAGUUGGGGAUCUUCAGACCAAGAUAGAUGGCUUGGAAAAAACUAACUCAAAGCUUCAAGAAGAGCUUUCAGCUGCAACAGACCGAAUUUGUUCACUUCAAGAAGAACAGCAGCACUUAAGAGAACAAAACGAAUUAAUUCGUGAAAGAAGUGAAAAGAGUGUGGAGGAACUAGAAAAAGAAUUGGAGUUACAAAUUGGAAUGAAAACUGAAAUGGAGAUUGCCAUGAAGUUACUGGAGAAGGACACCCAUGAGAAGCAGGACACGCUCAUCGCUCUCCGCCAGCAGCUGGAAGAAGUCAAAGCAAUCAAUUUACAGAUGUUCCACAAAGUUCAGAGUGCAGAGAGCAGCUUACAGCAGAAGAACGAAGCUAUCGCAUCUCUUGAAGGAAAAACCAACCAAGUGAUGUCCAGCAUGAAGCAAAUGGAAGAAAGGUUACAGCACUCAGAAAAAGCCAGACAAGGUGCAGAGGAACGGAGCCACAAACUGCAGCAGGAGCUUGGUGGGAGGGUCAGCGCCUUACAGCUACAGUUGUCCCAGCUGCACGAGCAAUGCUCAGGUCUAGAGAAAGAGUUGAAAUUAGAAAAAGAACAAAGACAAGCUCUCCAGCGAGAAUUACAGCAUGAGAAAGAUACGUCCUCUCUUCUUCGAACAGAACUGCAACAAGUUGAAGGACUGAAGAAGGAGUUACGGGAGCUCCAGGAUGAGAAGGCAGAUUUAAAGAAGGUCUGUGAGGAGCAAGAGCAAGCCCUUCAGGAAAUGGGACUGCACCUCAGCCAGUCCAAACUGAAGAUGGAAGACAUAAAAGAAGUAAACAAGGCACUGAAGGGGCAUACGUGGCUUAAGGAUGAUGAAGCAACACAUUGUAAGCAGUGUGAAAAGGAGUUCUCUAUUUCCCGGAGAAAGCACCACUGCCGCAACUGUGGCCACAUCUUCUGCAACACCUGCUCCAGCAAUGAGCUGGCCCUACCUUCCUAUCCCAAGCCAGUUCGAGUGUGUGACAGCUGCCACACCCUUCUUCUACAGCGCUGCUCCUCCACAGCCUCCUGAGCUUUCUUUCCUGGGGUGGAAGGCAGCCUCAGGUACAGUGCCAAACUCUGGGUCUUCAGGGGACUGACAAAAUGAAAGGAACAAACAAAUGGAAUCCUAGCCACAUUGUCAGCCUCUGAUGACAACAUGCCCAGGUGGCAGCUAAGCACUUUUCUAUGAUUUAUAUGGACUGAAACUCAUUCAUGAACACGGACAUCAAUGACUUUGGUUCAGAUAUUAAUUUCAUGAUUUUGCUACUGUUGUUUUUACUUCUCAAAGGAUUAACCUACUUGGCAGCAGUUUACACUAAUAUGCAAUCACUUUUUCUUUCCUGCCCUCCAUCCCAUGAAAACCUUGACAUAAUGCAGUGCUUGAAACCAUGUAGGCUGGUUAGUAUGCCUUGUCUGCUUCAGCAGUGGCAGACUUGCCAUCAUGCCCUGUUGUUGGCCCUGCAAUAAAAUCCUUUAUUUUUCA
Molecule: messenger RNA, 2313 nt
Organism: Jaculus jaculus (lesser Egyptian jerboa)
Lineage: Eukaryota; Metazoa; Chordata; Mammalia; Rodentia; Dipodidae
Gene: Rufy1
Product: RUN and FYVE domain containing 1
Exons: 16
Coding region: 175-1860 (561 amino acids)
Biological process (GO): regulation of endocytosis; protein transport
Cellular component (GO): cytoplasm
Molecular function (GO): metal ion binding
Source: RefSeq, a predicted model, not a curated record